AUGUUAGAAUCGGAGAGACUUAGAUGGCUUCGUAAAAAUAAAUCCAAAUUAAGGGUUGGAAAAUAUCACAAUUUGAAUGAGUUAAAAUCAAACAGUGUGACACAAGGCUCAAGCACCGGAAAAAGAGUAGUUUUGCCGUCUUCAUAUGUUGGCAGUCGUAGAUAUAUGGAUCAACUGUAUUUUGACGGAAUGGAAAUUUGCAGCUAUGUUGGUUUUCCUGACCUAUUUAUUACAUUUACAUGUAAUCCAAACUGGCCGGAGAUUCAACGUUAUGUAAGACAAUCAAACUUGAAACCGGCCGAUCGUCCAGACAUUAUUUGUCGAGUAUUUAAAAUGAAGUUUGAUGCGUUAUUGUCCGAUCUAACCAAGAAAUCUGUCAUGGGCAAGGUCCUUGCCUAUAUGUAUACCAUUGAAUUUCAAAAGAAGGGUUUGCCACAUGCUCACAUAAUAAUUUUUCUUCAUCCGACCAGCAAGUAUCCAAAUGCAGAUGAUAUUGAUAAGAUAAUUUCAGCCGAAAUACCUGACGAGAAUUCUGAUCAUGAGCUCUAUAACUUGGUAAAGUCACAUAUGAUACACGGUCCAUGCGGAAGACUUAACCUAAAUGCACCGUGUACAAGGGAUGGGAAAUGUUCCAAGUAUUUUCCAAAGGAAUUCCGUCCUCAAACAAUAGUCGAUCAAGAUGGCUUCCCUGUUUAUCGAAGAAGAGACAAUGGUCACACUGUGUUAAAGAAUGGAAUUCGGUUUGAUAACCGUCACGUUGUACCAUACAAUUCAGGAUUGUUAAAGAAGUUUCGAGGUCACAUAAAUAUGGAGUGGUGCAAUCAAAGUUCUUCGAUAAAGUAUCUGUUUAAAUACAUCAACAAAGGUUACGACAGAAUCACUGCUGCCGUGUUAGGAAUGAUGAGAUAUGUUUCUCCUUGCGAAGCAUGUUGGAGAAUAUUCUCUUUUCCCAUACAUGGAAGAAAACCCGCGGUUGAGAGGUUAUUUUUUCACUGUGAAGGAGAGAAUUCUGUGUUUUACAGAGACAUGGAUCGCUUAGAUACCGUGUUGGAAAAGCCAAGUGUCACAGAAUCAAUGUUUACUGCUUGGUUUGAGGCAAACAAAAAAUAUCCUGAAGCCAAGGAGUUAACAUACAGCAAGUUUGUUGGAAAGUUUGUUUAUGUAAAGAAAAUAAGGGAAUGGAAACCGCGGAAAAAGGGUUAUACAAUUGGUAGAUUGGUAUGGGUUCCUCCAAGCUCGGGUGAGUUGUACUAUCUCAGAAUGAUGUUAACGCAUGUAAAAGGUCCACAGAGUUACGAAGACAUAAAAAUAGUUAACAACAAGAGAUGUAAUUCUUUCCGCGAUGCUUGCUUUGCUAUGGGAUUUAUUGGCGACGAUAGGGAGUACAUCGCUACCAUUGAAGAGGCAAGUCAUUGGGGAUCUGGGCAUUAUUUGAGGUUACUUUUUGUUCAUAUGCUACUAUCAAGCAGCUUGAAUAGACCAACACAUGUUUGGAAAAAAACAUGGCAAUUAUUAUCGGACGGCAUAUUAUAUGAACAAUGUAGAAUCGCAAACAAUAGAGAGUUGAUUUUGUCAAAUGAAGAAUUGGUCAAUUCGACAUUGGUAGAAGUUGAAAAAUUACUUCAAAAGAACAGGAAGAGUUUAUCCGAUUUUGUGGGAAUGCCACAGCCAAAUGGAUAUGUUGUUCAGCAAUUAGGCAACAGGUUGAUUUAUGAUGAACGUAACUACGACAUCAUAGAACAAAGUCAAGAAUACAAUACAUUAUAUCAACAUCUCACAGAUGAACAAAGAACUGUUUUUAACACUAUUAUCGGCGUUGUCAAUAACGAAAGAGGAGGUGUCUUUUUUCUGUACGGCUAUGGCGGCACGGGAAAGACGUACAUUUGGAGGACAUUGGCGUCUUGCAUACGUUCGAGAAAACAGAUUUGCUUGACUGUUGCUUCAUCUGGUAUAGCUUGUCUCUUGCUACCAGGAGGUAGAACAGCACAUUCAAUGUUCAAAAUUCCAAUCCCAACAUUGGAGGAAUCCAUAUUUGACAUCCCAAAGAAUACUGAUCGAGCCGAGUCGCUUCGGUCAGCCAAAUUAAUUAUCUGGGACGAAGCUCCAAUGGCUAACAAGUAUUUUUUUGAAGCACUGGAUAAAAUCCUUAAGGACCUUAUGUCCGACACAAAGCCUUCCAAGUCUAUUUUUGGUGGUAAAGUUGUUGUUUUUGGCGGGGAUUUUCGUCAGAUCCUUCCUGUUAUUCCAAGGGGCAGCCGUUCUGACAUCAUUCACGCGAGCAUCAACUCUUCAUACAUAUUGGAUCACUGCAAAGUUCUCAGACUAACAAAAAACAUGCGUUUGUUGCAAUCCACCACACCUUCAAGUUCAACAGAAUUAGAAGAGUUUUCAGUUGGAUUUUAG
Molecule: messenger RNA, 2403 nt
Organism: Vicia villosa (hairy vetch)
Lineage: Eukaryota; Viridiplantae; Streptophyta; Magnoliopsida; Fabales; Fabaceae
Exons: 5
Coding region: 1-2403 (800 amino acids)
Biological process (GO): DNA repair; telomere maintenance
Molecular function (GO): DNA helicase activity
Source: RefSeq, a predicted model, not a curated record